AUGGACCGCGUGCCCACCUUUGCGGAGCGGCCCAACUUCCCGCAGGGCCUGAAGGUGCUACUGAUCGUGUCGGAGGAGCGCGCCAGGGAGGAGGUCGCCGAGCAGCUCAACGACUGCGCGUAUGAAGUCACGGCCUUCGCCUCGAUUGAGCAGGCCUGCGGGUGCCUGGCGAACACCGCGUACGACACCGUCCUCGCGGAGGCGGGGGACCUUCGCAGGCGCAAGGGCGACGCCGAGCAGCUGGUCAGGAGCAAGGGCGGCGUGCCGCUCAUACUCAUGUCGGAGUCCGAGGCGCCUUGCGACGUGCUGCAGGGGAUAAAGCUCGGAGCCGUGGACUUCCUCAAAAGGCCGCUGUCGCCCCUCAAGUUGAGGAACAUUUGGCAGCAUGCCGUCCGACGGAUGAUGGGUGACACCAGCAUGAGUGAGAAUCCAGAUGGAGAGGGUGGCGCAGGCUCCGCUCCUCCAACUCCGUCCACGGUACCCCCUGCAGCAGAUCCCCUUGUCACUAGUGGAAGCGGCAGCUUAGGGAGUGCAACUGCUGGGCCAUCAGGGGCCCCUUGUGAAGGCAACACAGCUGCAGAACGGGAGAUGGCCUCUGACAGGAGGAGGCUGAGGGUCCCCAGGGAAAAUGGAAGUGCGGUGGCUAACCGACCACCUCUUGCGAUGAAACCUCCUGUGUUCAGUGUGCCGCCCUUGAUGGGCAUUCCUCCUGGCUGCGUCCCACCUGCUGGUCCAAGUGGGAUGGCCAUAGGAAUGCCGGUUCUGAAUCAGCCACCCUUUGCCCCUCCGUGCGCAAGCCCACUGGGCCUGAUGCCAUCGCCGCUCGCACCACCUUCGCUGCACUGCAUGCCAGGGGCGUUGCCUGGCGCAAUGCCAGGGGUGCCAGGCAUGAUGCCGGGCGCCAUGCCUUUCCCUGGCUAUCCGAUGGUGCCUCCCCCUAUCGGGGUGUCCACUCAGGCUCCCUUCACCAGUGUGCCUGGCCCCAUGGCUGGAGCCAUGGAAGAUGUUGCAGUUGGAAGCUGCGCACCUGUGGAUGGCUCGGGCAGUGGCCAGGAGGGAGGGGCCAAUGAAGGGGAGAAUUGUGUUGAGGCGCAGGCAGAGCCGGCGGACGGGGACCCCAUGCUGACAGACGAGCCUGAGGUGGCGCCCCUGGGCCUCAGCCUCAAGAAGAGCCCCUCGUUGAUCAACAUGAUAAGCAACAACUUGUGUAGUGCCUGCAGUACGGAUAAUCCAGUCUGA
Molecule: messenger RNA, 1239 nt
Organism: Ostreobium quekettii
Lineage: Eukaryota; Viridiplantae; Chlorophyta; Ulvophyceae; Bryopsidales; Ostreobiaceae
Source: the annotation of a GenBank genome assembly